AUGGCUGCCAGUCUCCGCAUCGCUCUCCUAAACUGUGAUACACCGGUUCCAAACGUGCUGGCAAAGAGAGGUCUUUAUAGUGAUCUGUUUGCGGAGCUCCUGAGAAAUACAGCUAGCAAGACACCGGAACUUUCUGGGUUGGAGCUUGACUUUAAGGCGUAUGAUUCUGUGAAAGGGGAGGAACCUUCUGGGGAGGAAUUGGCCCAGCUUGAUGCUAUCGUUAUCUCUGGAGCAGGUAAGCACUUGCUUCUCCCCUGUGAGGCAUUGAGGUUGGAAUUCCAAUACUAACGGUAACAAUGUAGCUGCUGCUGCAUACGAUAAAGCCCCUUGGAUUGAUAGCCUCAUCGCAUUUUGCAGAAGUAAACAGACCCCAUUCCAGUACACCAUAGCAGAACUGACCAUCGAGCAGGAGUCUACAUAUUACAUCCCUCCAUAAAGCUCUUCGGGGCCUGCUUUGGCCACCAGAUCCUCUGCCACGCACUAUUCUCCGGGCCAGGACAAAACAUCGUCUCGGCAGAGGAAUGGGAGCUAGGCGCCUGUCCAGUCGAUCUCUCACCCACCUUUCUCUCCCAUUUCGGACCUGUCACAUCUAACAAGAAGAACCCCAAACAAAUGCGCCAGCAAUUCGUGCAUCUGGAUCACGUCGCGCUGUCUGCUCUGCCGCGGGGCUUCCAUUCGAUAGGGCGAACUGAGCGAUGCGCGGUCGAGGGAGUGUGGAAGAAAGGCCGCUUGUUGACGUUUCAGGGACAUGCGGAGUUUGAUAGGAUGGUGAAUCGGGAGACUGUGAAGGUUUUUGGGUAUAAGAAGUGGGGGAAUGAGUUCUUGAGGGAAGCGCUGGAUGCGGUGGAACGGGAUGAUGAUUCGGUUUGGGCUGCGUCGGUUAUGCUGAGGUUCUUUUUGGAAGAGGCUGAUGUGGAGAGAUCGGAGAGGUUUGGUGGAAAUGUGGUAUCGUCUUCGUCGGGAGAGGAGCUUCGUGUUAGAGCGAGGCUGUAG
Messenger RNA from Hymenoscyphus albidus, 993 nucleotides. NCBI's taxonomy places the organism in Eukaryota, Fungi, Ascomycota, Leotiomycetes, Helotiales, Helotiaceae. The record is from the annotation of a GenBank genome assembly.